AUGCAAUCCAAGAAAAUAAAAAAGCUUAAACAAAAGCAAGCUGAAGAACUAGACAAAUUAAAGCAUAGGCAGACAGAAGCCAAAAGAGAAAGUGAGAAGCAAAAGAUAGAGAAAGAUAAACUGAAGAAAUUGAAGGACGAGGAACUGUUACUAAAGCAACGAAUUAAGGAGAAAGAAGCUCGAUUACUAAAUGAGAACAGAACUAAUGCUGAAAUAAUUGAGAACAAAAGCGAUAUUAGAAAGGCAAACAAAAGUGAGAAAACUGAAAGUACGAAAGCAAAGUUACACAAGCCCAAUAUCCCAUCAUUAACUGAAACUACAUUCGAAGAAUGGAAAAUAGAGGUUGAAAUUAUUCUUAAGUCGGGACUAUAUGAGGAAAAUAUUCUCCGACAAGCUAUUAGGAAUUCUUUAUGUGGACACACCAGAAAGAUAUUGUUGACCAUGAGUCCUGAUGCAACCAUACAGCAAAUUAUAAACAAGUUAGAAGGUAUAUAUGGAAACAUUAGAUCGGGUGAAUCAGUUUUAUCUGAAUUUUACAUGUCGAAACAAGGAAAGGAUGAAAAUGUGUCAGAAUGGGGCUUGCGAUUAGAAAAUAUAUUACAGAGAGCAAUAGAAAAAGGUCAUAUAAAAGAAGAACAAAGAGAAGAUAUGUUAAAAGCAAGAUUCUGGAGGCAUUUGUACAGUGAGGACCUGAAAAACGCUACAAGACUAAGCUUUGAAACACCAAAGUCUUUUGAAGAGUUGCGAAGAAAAGUACGUAUAGAAGAAAACGAGAUGUCGAUGACGAGAAUACAAGAAGUAGAAAUAGAUGAUAAAAUAUCAAUAAAUCAGCAUAAAAGUGAAGACGACACUGAUAUUGUCAAGAAAACAGUUUUAGAAAGAAUGAAAAGGCUAGAAGAAGAACUUCUUCGAGUUCAAGAAAAGUCUAGAGAAGAGAAAGAAAGUACAAGUGGUGACAUACAUAGACGUCAUGAUAUAGAGCAAGAAAGGAGUAGAUGGGAUAGAAGAGAUAGAUAUAGAGAUAGAUAUGAUAGAUAUGAUAGAGGUAAUUACAGAAAUAGAUACAGAGAUUAUGAAUAUGGGGACAGAAUAAAUUACAAAAGAGAUAAUCGAGAAAGAUAUGACACAGAUAGACCAAACAGAGAUUACCGUAGACGAUCUGAUGAUAUAGAUUGGAGAAAAGAGGACGAUAGGUACCCAAGAUACAGAAGAGAUGAUAUUGAAAGAGGAUAUAGGGGAGACAGAAGAACUAAUGAUAGAUACGGAUAUGACAGAGAAAGAAAUUACGAUGUGAACAGCUGUAGAGAUCAAAAUGAGAAGUACAGAGAGUCAGACAGCAGAAGAGAUAAUAAAGAGUUUGACAGGAAUUAUAGAGAAGGUUCCAGCGCAGAACAGCGAAAACAAGAUACGGACAAAGGAGAAACAGCAAAACAAGAACACAAACAAGUACAAUCAAAUUCCAAGACGGAGGCAGCAGGUAGAACAAACACACCAAAUAAGCCUUUAAACCGGUAG
Messenger RNA from Mercenaria mercenaria, 1515 nucleotides. RefSeq names its product trichohyalin-like. The coding region runs from base 1 to 1515 and encodes 504 amino acids. The record is from RefSeq and is a predicted model, not a curated record. Lineage: Eukaryota; Metazoa; Mollusca; Bivalvia; Venerida; Veneridae. The transcript has a single exon.